This is a messenger RNA of Myripristis murdjan (pinecone soldierfish), 3457 nucleotides long. RefSeq names its product gastrula zinc finger protein XlCGF57.1-like. Gene Ontology annotation, biological process: embryo development; regulation of transcription by RNA polymerase II. Gene Ontology annotation, cellular component: nucleus. Lineage: Eukaryota; Metazoa; Chordata; Actinopteri; Holocentriformes; Holocentridae. The transcript has 3 exons. Bases 36 to 2906 code for a protein of 956 amino acids. Gene Ontology annotation, molecular function: DNA-binding transcription activator activity, RNA polymerase II-specific; RNA polymerase II cis-regulatory region sequence-specific DNA binding. The record is from RefSeq and is a predicted model, not a curated record.
GUCCAGACGGUUGAGGAGCAGCUCGGUGCAGCAGGAUGUCGGAGAUGCAGGAGCUGAGCUCGCUGGUCCAGCGGCGUCAGGCUGCGGCGCUGGCGGACUACAAGGAGCAGAUCUCCCGUUUGAAAGAAGACAACGAGCGACAGAGGAAGCUGCUGGACGCGGUUUUACACCCCGGAGCCCGGCUGUUCCCGACAGUGUUGCCCAAGCAGCUGCUGGUGUCUAAAGAAGAGAAGCAGGAGUGGAGGCCCAGUGUGGACCAGGAGCAGCCAGAGCCGCCACACGUUAAAGAGGAGCAGCAGGAGCUCUGGGCCAGUCAGGAGGCAGAACAGCUUCAAGAUAUCAAGGUCCCAUUCACCGAUGUCACUGUGAAGAGUGAAGAUGAAGAAGAAGCUGGGCCCUCACAGCUUCAUCAAAGCCAAACAGAGGAGAGCAGAGAGGCAGAGCCUCCAGCCAGCAGCUCCACUGUAAAGAUGGAAACAGAAGCUGCUGGAGAGGAACCAGCCGAGAACGUAGAUCCAGCUGCUGAUUUCCAACCAGCUUGUAAUGGCCAGCUCCUCUCCUCACACUCCUCUGACUCUGAGGCAGAUGGCAGUGAAGAUGACAUGGAGGACACGGUGAACAAAAACACAAGACUGAAACAGUGGAAGUGCCAUGUUUGUGGUUCAAGCUUUAAAGAAAGACAAAUGUUAGAUAUGCACAUGGUGAUUCACAACAGAGAAAAAACAUUCAGCUGCCCAUUUUGUGGCAAAGGUUUUUCAAAUAACAGCAACUUUAACAGACACAUCAGAGUCCACACAGGAGAGAAACCAUUUAGCUGCUCAGUUUGUCAUAAACGUUUUAGCGAUAAAACUUACAUAAAAGUACACAUGACACUUCACACAGGAGAGAGACCAUUUAGCUGCUCAGUUUGUCAUAAAAGUUUUAGAGAUAAAACUAACCUAAAAGUACACAUGAGAGGCCACACAGGAAAGAAACCCUUUAGCUGCUCAGAAUGUGACAAAAGCUUUUCAGACAAGCGUUCCUUACGCAGGCACAUGCAAGUCCACACAGGAGAGAAACCAUUUAGCUGCUCAGAAUGUGACAAAAGGUUUUCAAGUCAAACUAACAUGAACAGACAUAUGAGAGUCCACACAGGAGAGGACCAGGAGCAGCCAGAGUCGCCACACGUUAAAGAGGAGCAGCCAGAGCCGCCACGCAUUAAAGAGGAGCAGCAGGAGCUCUGGGUCAGUCAGGAGGCAGAACAGCUUCAAGAUAUCAAGGUCCCAUUCACCGAUGUCACUGUGAAGAGUGAAGAUGAUGAAGAGGAAGCUGGGCCCUCACAGCUUCAUCAAAGCCAAACUGACGAGAGCAGAGAGGCAGAGCCUCCGGCCAGCAGCUCCACUGUAAAGAUGGAAACAGAAGCUGCUGGAGAGCAACUGGCCGGGAACGUAGAUCCAGCUGCUGAUCUCCAACCAGCUAGUAAUGGCCAGCUUCUCUCCUCACACUCCUCUGACUCUGAGGCUGAUGACAAUGAAGAUGACAUGGAGGACAUGGUGAACAAAAACACAAACAUUAAACAGUGGAAGUGCUUUGUUGGUGUUUCAAGCUUUAAACAAAGACAGAACUUAGAUAUGGACAUGGUGAUGCGCAAGAGAGAAAAAACAUUUAACUGCUCAGAUUGUGACACAAGUUUUUCACAGAAAACGGAUUUAAACAGACAAAUGACAAUCCACACAGGAGAUAAACCUUUUUGCUGCUCAGUUUGUGGUAAAGGUUAUAUAGCUAAAAGUAAAUUAAACACACACAUGAGAGUCCACACAGGAGAGAAACCAUUUAGCUGCUCAAUUUGUGGUAGGAGUUUUUCACAGAAAAAUAUUUUAAAAAGACACAUGACAGUCCACACAGGAGACAAACCAUUUAGCUGCACAUUUUGUCAUAAAGGUUUUACACAGAAAUCAUCUUUAAAAGUACACAUGACAGACCACACAGGAGAGAAACCAUUUAGCUGCACAUUUUGUCAUAAAUGUUUUGGAGAUAAAUCAUCCUUAAAUGUACACAUGAAAGUCCACACAGGAGAGAAACCAUUUAGCUGCACAUUUUGUCAUAAAAGUUAUAGAGAUAAAUCAUCCUUAAAAGUACACAUGAGAGUCCACACAGGAGAGAAACCAUUUAGCUGCACAUUUUGUCAUACAAGUUUUAGAGAUAGAUCAUCCUUUAAAGUACACAUGACAGUCCACACAGGAGAGAAACCAUUUAGCUGCACAUUUUGUCAUAAAAGUUUUAGAGGUAAAUCAUCCUUAAAAGUACACAUGAGAGUCCACACAGGAGAGAAACCAUUUAACUGUUCAGAUUGUGGCAAAAGUUUUAAAGAGAAACGAUUCCUAAAUGUUCACAUGAGAGUCCACACAGGAGAGAAACCAUUUAACUGCUCAGAUUGUGACAAAACUUUUAUAGAUAAACGUAUCUUAAAAAAGCACAUGACAGUCCACACAGGAGAGAGACCAUUUAGCUGCUCAGUUUGUCAUAAAGGUUUUAGAGAUCAAGCUUACUUAAAAAUACACAUGAGAGUCCACACAGGAGAGAAACCAUUUAGCUGCUCAGAAUGUGACAGAAGCUUUUCAAAUCAAAAUAACUUGAACAGACACAUGAGAGUCCACACAGGAGAGAAACCAUUUAACUGUUCAGAAUGUGACAAAACAUUUUCACGUCAUAAUCACUUGAACAGUCACAUGAGAGUCCACACAGGAGAGAAACCAUUUAGCUGCUCACAAUGUGACAAAAGCUUUUCAGAUAAGCGUAUCUUAAACAAGCACAUGAGAUUCCACACAGGAAAGAGACCGUUCAGCUGCAGUGUGUGUGGGAGAAGUUACAGCCGCUGUGGACAUCUUAAACAGCAUAAGUGUCAUGGUCAGAGCCCACAGAGCUGAAGCUGCAGAGCUGCCGCUUCAGCUGGACUGUUCAACAGGACAGUAACGCAGAGAACUUGCUGAGAGUCCAUCGCUCAGGUCGAGAAAAGUCAAACCCUUGUCAGUCAGUGUUGUGGUUGGAGAUGCAGCCACGUCUGCUCACACACAUCUUGUGUUACUGCAGGCUCAUGUAAGAGAGCAAAUCUUGUUGCUGCUGUUUGGCUCAAAGUCAAGUUUCUGUUCCCGUGUCGGUUUGAUUUUCUCUUACAUGUCAGUUAACAUCCUGGGCAGGAAUUCCUCACAGAGCCACGACCUAAACCCCAUCCAUCACCUUUGGGAUCAACCAGAAUGGAGAUUGCGAGCCAGGCCUUCUGGUCCAACAUCGGUGUCUGAGCUCACAAAUGCUCUUCUGGAUGAACGGGCGAAAAAGGGAACUAACUCCGUAUUAAUGCCUCUGGAUUUAGAAUGGGAGGUCAGAAAAACUCUUGGGGGUUUAAAGUGGAGGUGAACCAAUACUUUUGUCCAUAUAGUAUAUGUAUGUAUGGAUAUAUCAUAAUAAAAUCUUAAUUGAA